AGAGGAAAUGGGAUAAGAAAAAUAAAGGAAAAAUAAAAAAUAAACAAGAGGGAAAAUGGAAGUAGCGGGAAAUCGCAAUAGAACAGAUUUUUUUCGCCGCCGGUUUUGUUAGGCUACCGUUUUAAACCAUCGGCUUCGCGGCAAUUUUAUUGGGCCGCAUUAGUUUUUAAACAAUUUAAGACCUAAUAUGGGCCUUCUAAAGGCCCAUCUUAAAACAAACGAUGUAACCAAAGUCCUUUCUGUUUCUGACAUAUAAACAAAGUCCA
This is a messenger RNA of Arabidopsis lyrata subsp. lyrata, 266 nucleotides long. RefSeq lists its product as uncharacterized. The transcript has a single exon. The record is from RefSeq and is a predicted model, not a curated record. Lineage: Eukaryota; Viridiplantae; Streptophyta; Magnoliopsida; Brassicales; Brassicaceae.